This is a messenger RNA of Caenorhabditis remanei, 507 nucleotides long. RefSeq lists its product as uncharacterized. The transcript has 3 exons. The record is from RefSeq and is a predicted model, not a curated record. NCBI's taxonomy places the organism in Eukaryota, Metazoa, Nematoda, Chromadorea, Rhabditida, Rhabditidae. The coding region runs from base 1 to 507 and encodes 168 amino acids.
AUGAUGCCCCUGAUUCAAUAUGAUGCUAUUUCCGUUCUCUGUAACGUCUUCUAUCUGGAAGAAAUCCAUUUCAUCCAGUUUACUGCCACCGAAUUCUGCGCGGUGGUCGCUUGGUACGAAGAUUUCAUUAAAAACGCGGCUAUAAUUGCAAUUAUUGUUUGCUUGGAUGUGUCAACUGUACUUCGUGUUCACCACCUUACGAAAAAGAUCCGAUCCCGAAGUGUUCAGGAUCAAAACAAGUUCACCGCCCGUGAUAUUCGAUUCCUCAAGCAGACAGUUUUCCAAGGUUCUGUGUUUCUUUCGGAACUUCUAACCUACUUUUUCAUUCCACAAUACUUUGAAAACCAAUGGAUCAUAUUCUUCGGAACUUCUUUUUCUUGGGUUGCGAUUCAUGCUGCAGAUGGAAUGGUUGUAAUGAUAUGUAAUCCUGAAGUCCGAAAGUUUCUAUUGGGAGAGAAGGCCGUCCAUCAACAAGCAGCAACUGAAACUGGAAUCAUUACUAUUUGA